AUGGAUUUUGAAAGCCCAGAUGUAGAGAAAGACUUUCCGGGCUUAUACGCCUCAGAAGCCGGUCGCAAAAGUAACGAAAGUGACUUCAGUGAUGGUGGAGAACAUGAAAAGCCAAGUAAGAAAGAUUUGUUGGGUCGUAGAAAAGAGAAAAAGGAGUCAAAGAAAGAUAGAGGUUAUGCUGCCCUAGAAGGUGAAAGUUCCCCAGAAGAGGAUACAGACACAAAGAGUCCCUCAAAAUCUAAGAAGACAAAAUCCUUCAAGUUCCCAACCAAAAGUAAAGAGAAAAGAGAGAAAUCUCGCGACAAAGAGAAAGUAUUGGACGAUGCUGUCAAGCAGAAAGAGAUAACAGAGAAGGAAAAGAAGAAAGAAAAGGAGAGGGAAAAAGAAAGAAAGGAGAAAGAAAAAAGAGAAAAACUAAAAGAAAAAGAUAAGGAAAAGGAAGAGAAAGCAAAAUUCAAAUUGGAGUCGAAGGAGAAACUCAAAGAUGAAAAAAAAGAUAAAGUGAAGGACAAGGACAAAGAGAAAGUGAAAGAGAAGGACAAAGACAAAGUGAAAGAUAAAGAAAAGGACAAAAAAGAUAAGAAACUGACGAAAGUGCCGUCUACUGUGACCUCGGGUGUGCCGUUUGAGGAAAUAUUCACGUUGGGAGUUGCUCUUCCCAUUUUUGGCGUUCCGCUGCACCAGUCAGUGGAAAGGUCCAGAUGCCACGAUGACAUCAGGCUGCCCCUGGUUGUUCGUGACAGUGUCGACUAUCUCCAGGCUCACGGUCUAAAGUCUCCCCUAAUAUACCGCGGCGAGCCGGAUAAGAUAAAGUUGCAGCAACUGCGCAAGUUGUACACUGAUCGCGGGCCCACUUUCCCUUACCAUUGGGAUGUUCCCGUCGCUUGUGCUAUCCUCAAAAGCUUCAUCAGCGAGCUACCCGAAUCCAUACUUACUCAAGAGCUCCACGGUCAAUUUGAACAAUGCGCCGCUAUAGGCGAACCGCACCGGGACGCCGCGCUCACUGCACUCGCCGCGCGACUGCCGCGCGACAACCGCGCGCUACUCGCAUAUAUACUACGGCAUGCGGAUAGUGUGAGGGGGCACGAACAGUACAAUCACGCGAACUUGCAAACGAUCGCAACAUAUUUGGGACCCGCUUUGAACAUGUCGUACAAUCUCCUCGCUUACUUGGUCUCGAAAGUGGACAAACUGUUCCCGGAUGUACAGCUAACGAAAUACGUGCCGCCGCUUCUUAACCUUCCGGCCGAUUUUCCCGAAGACGUUGCAUCGAUCAGUACAGAACUGCGCAAGCAAGAAUCGCUGUUGUCUCAGCUUCAUGCGGAAAUGCACGCGGGAUUUGUUACGCCAGCGAGAGAUCAACGACUGUGGGAGGCGCAGAGGAUUGUAACGCAGCUUAAGAGAAAACUGCGAAUGGUACAGAAGUCAGUGGAACCAAACUCGUUACCGCCGCAACCUUCGGUAGACGAAAAACACGAAGAAGAAACCGCGAGAAGAAAUUCCCAACCGAAUGAUACGAUCACAACACAGGCAGAAGUAAACGAACCACCUUUAGCCACGCCCCAAACGUCAGACGCUUUCCAAGAGAAAUUCCCAGAAGGCGUGCCCGACCAAUUCUUAGAAACAUUCCCGGAAAAUAUUCCAGAGCAAUUUGUAGAAAAGUUCCCCGAAAAUAUUCCCGCUCCCGCUCCUUUCGUGGAGAAUUUCCCAGAAACUAUUCCAGACAAAAUCGUGGACAAAUUUCCUGACACUUUUCCCGAAAUUGAAUCACCGAAACAGGACGUAGCUGCUUUCGACGCUGAAUUCGAAGACAACUUCGACUUCACGCUGGAAUCCAAAGAACCCAAAAAAGUAGAUACUCCCGUCGAACCGCCAGUAGAGAAACCUAAGUUCACAGAGAAAGAACUACGAGUACUCCGUUUAGAACUGGAAAACGCGGAAUAUCUUCAACUGAAAUCUUUGUUGCAAGCUAAAAUCAACUCUGAGCAAUUCGAAAUAGUGAAGCUUAGAAGUCACGUUGCUCUGAAGAACAAACAAGAGGCCGCACAAAACAAUAAGGAAAACAAAGAGAACAAUACCCCAGAAGAAUUAGAAUUGAAGCAAAGAUUAUUGAAAGAAAAUGCUUUGUUAGAACAGAAAAGACUGAAUCUAAUUAACCAGAUAUUUCAAGAAAGAGUGGCUUGCAUACAACUUAAGAUUGAACUCGCUAUGAAGGAAAUACUUAAGUCCUAA
Messenger RNA from Chilo suppressalis (striped riceborer), 2232 nucleotides. The record is from the annotation of a GenBank genome assembly. NCBI's taxonomy places the organism in Eukaryota, Metazoa, Arthropoda, Insecta, Lepidoptera, Crambidae.